UUAGCAGAGAUGGCAGGUCUAACGCAGUAACGCACACGCAUUCAUUUACGGGUAUGAGCGAGUGCCGAGUUUUGACUGAGACGACGCCCAAAGUUUGUAAAGAGUGGGUGGAGUGAGGUUAGGUCAUCACUUGUUGAUAUCGUUUCUUUUCGAAAUUAUUAUAAAAAAAAAAGAAAACAUCAAAAUGCCCGCACUUGAGUCCUUCUGGACUCCCUGUAUUUGGACGAAUAGUGUCAAAAAUGGGAGUAGAGUCAUCGCGUGUUACACAGUGGCAUGUAGUGUAAUUUUAAUUACACUAAUAAUAUAUAUGCUUAAUGGAGGGGAUUCUUCACAACUUUACAAUCCCCUUUUCGAAGCUGAUGUCAGAGGAUCUAUGCAAUUAUGGGGCAAUAUCUUCAUAUUCUUCCUCCUCCUCUUGAUUGUUUCAUCUGCCUUGAUAUUUUAUGCGAUUAAAGAGGGAGUAAGAGGUUGGCUCCUUCCAUGGAUGAUUUUGAUGGGAUUAACAAUUGUAUUCCAACUUACAUUUGGCCUAUGGUUGCUUUGUGGAUACUACAUCUACCUUGAUUCUGUCAUUCCAGCAUUGGCAUGUUGGCUCUGGAUGGGUUACAACAUUUACUGCUGGCUUUGCGUACACGCAAUGUACAAAAUCUUUGAAAAGCUUCAGUCUCCAAACAUAGAAUUGUUGUGGCCUUAAUCUGGAUUUUAUCAUAUAAGAUAGAUCGAUAAUCAUAUAAAUUAGUAAUAAUUAGGACGAAGGUACAAUGCCAAAGUACACAACAUUUUCUUGAUGUUUGCUUAUUCCGUUUUUUAUGCCUGUAGAGCGUUCGCAAAUGCAGUUUCAAUCUUUUUCUAAUGCAAUCGCGAACAAAUUAGAUUCAGAAAUAAUAGUUGCACUUAUAAUGACGAUAGAAUAUUGUUGAUGAUUUAUAGCAAUCGGAGAGACUGAAACUCUUACUUGUGUUAGAAGCUAUUUCGUCCAAAUUUUGUCUUUCAAUGUGUUAAAAGACACACUCUUCCAGAGAAAUGUGGAGAUUAUAUUUCUCGUUCUUCGAAAACUGGGUACUAUAAUCCUGAAAAUUGUACGGCAGAAAGUAUUGUAAUCUUUUACUUUUAAUCUUUACUUUUAUCAGUUACCAUUCCAGAGUCAGGAUGCUUUAAAUUUGAUAAAGUAAAUAAUAGUGUUUAAUUUUUUUAUUUAAAAAAACAAAUCAGAUUUAGGUGUUUAUACUUUUAACUCUUAAGGCCAUGUGAUGAGUGGGUCACGUGACCAGAUUCCUACCUUACCGCCACUUUUUUUAUUUCCUAACUUAUUAUCAUACGAAACGUCAAAUCGAGUUGAAA
Belonocnema kinseyi is the source of this 1341-nucleotide messenger RNA. RefSeq lists its product as uncharacterized. NCBI's taxonomy places the organism in Eukaryota, Metazoa, Arthropoda, Insecta, Hymenoptera, Cynipidae. The transcript has 5 exons. Bases 185 to 694 code for a protein of 169 amino acids. The record is from RefSeq and is a predicted model, not a curated record.